GGUAUAUCUUAUCAAAAAAUUCAAAGGCAAAAUAUCUCACGAAUUUAGGGAACCCACGCGCCCCUCCACCUUCUCUUUCCUCCAAUGGCUUCUCGAAUUUGACCUAGCUCAUACAUGCAAAAACUUCUAUCUUUUUCAGAGACCAUCUCAAAUCAAUCACAAAUAGUUUUGUGUUCUUCUUCGUCAUCAUCCGUCAAUCUUAUCUGAACCCCUCUGCGGAAAUCGGUUGUUUUUAUUUCUGUUUAGGUUAAUUUAUCGAGGGCCAAGUGAUUAUGCUUAGGGUUUCAGCAUAGAUGAUGGUAGAUUCAGUAAUUAGUAGGUUUUUGUUAUUAUUAUGUAUCAAUUGUAUGGAUAGAGAAUGCCGGAGGUGCGCAAUGGAGUACGCCGUGCACGUGCUCCUGUAGUCGAGAAGAAGAAGAGAGAAGGUAGGCCCAAUAAGCGAUCGGAGCAUUUGGUGGGUAAUCACGUUAAGACUCGAGCGGCUGCAGCUAGGGAAGCGGCGGCGGUUGGUGUUGAGCCGAAGCAACAAAAGAAACCGCGGCUGCCGACUAAGAAGAAAAAAGAGGGUUUAGCAAAAAAGCCGGUGGUUGUCAUUUCUGAAGCAGAGGAGGAUAAAAAACGAACAGAGGAAACACGUGAAGAGACAUUCAAAGUAGCAAUGGCGGAUGGAAGCGGUGGCUUGAGCGCUAACAAGGUUACAGGCCAGGAAGAAGAAGGGAAUACCGCCCCUUUUCCUGAAAGGGUUCAAGUAGGUGGAUCACCUCAAUAUAAAGUCGAAAGAAAAUUAGGGAAAGGUGGAUUUGGUCAGGUAUUUGUUGGUCGUCGUGUAUCUGGUGGAACUGAUCGCAUAUCAGGUCCUGGUGCUACAGAGGUUGCUCUUAAGUUUGAGCAUAGAAACAGCAAAGGCUGCAGUUAUGGUCCUCCAUACGAGUGGCAAGUUUACAAUACUCUGGGUGGGAGUCAUGGAGUGCCUAAAGUUCAUUAUAAAGGAAAACAAGGAGAUUACUAUGUUAUGGUCAUGGACAUGUUGGGGCCUAGUUUGUGGGAUGUUUGGAAUUCUUCUGGACAAACGAUGUCAUCAGAAAUGGUGGCUUGUAUAGCUGUGGAAUCUUUAUCAAUUUUGGAAAAGAUGCAUUCAAGAGGUUAUGUUCAUGGAGAUGUAAAGCCAGAGAAUUUUUUACUCGGUCAACCAUCAACAGCUCAAGAAAAGAAACUAUUUCUUGUUGACUUAGGGCUAGCAACAAAGUGGAGAGAGAGUACAAAUGGUCAACACGUUGACUACGAUCAAAGGCCUGACAUGUUUAGGGGAACAGUUAGAUAUGCUAGUGUGCAUGCACAUUUAGGAAGAACAGCAAGUAGAAGAGAUGAUUUAGAAUCUCUUGCAUAUACACUUGUAUUUCUACAUCGUGGUAGACUUCCAUGGCAAGGGUAUCAGGGUGAUAAUAAAUCAUUUCUAGUUUGCAAGAAGAAAAUGGCGACAUCUCCAGAAAUGUUAUGUCCAAAUCCUGCAAUUAGGCCAAUAAACACAGAUGGUGCUCAAAAGAUUAUAAUCCAAGUUGGGCAAAAAAGAGGCAGAUUGAAUCUUGAUGAAGAAGAUGAUGGGCAGCCUAAAAAGAAGGUCCGAAUGGGUGUUCCUGCAACUCAAUGGAUUUCAGUUUAUAAUGCCAGACAACCAAUGAAACAAAGGUAUCAUUACAAUGUUGCUGAUGCAAGAUUAGCACAACAUGUUGAGAGAGGAAAUGCAGAUGGAUUACUUAUAAGCUCUGUGGCUUCUUGUUCCAACUUGUGGGCCCUUAUAAUGGAUGCUGGAACAGGGUUUUCAAGUCAAGUUUAUGAGUUGUCUCCUUUUUUCUUACACAAGGAAUGGAUUAUGGAACAAUGGGAGAAGAACUAUUAUAUUAGCUCAAUUGCAGGUGCUAAUAACGGAAGCUCUCUUGUGGUCAUGUCAAAAGGGACACAAUACUCUCAACAAUCCUACAAAGUGAGUGAUUCCUUCCCUUUCAAAUGGAUAAACAAGAAAUGGAGAGAAGGCUUCCAUGUCACCUCCAUGGCCACCGCUGGGACCCGCUGGGGUGUUGUCAUGUCCCGCAAUGCCGGAUUUAGUGAUCAGGUGGUGGAGUUGGAUUUUCUUUAUCCAAGUGAAGGCAUCCACAGGCGGUGGGACAACGGCUACCGUAUCACUUCAACCGCCGCCACGUGGGACCAGGCGGCGUUGAUCUUGAGCGUCCCCCGCCGUAAGCCCGGGGAUGAAACACAGGAAACUUUAAGGACUUCUCAAUUUCCAAGCACACAUGUCAAGGAGAAGUGGGCGAAGAAUUUGUAUCUUGCUUGUGUAUGUUAUGGAAGAACCGUGUCUUGAUAUAAUACUAUGUUAUAUGAUGAAGUGGAGGAAAAGCCAUUUAUUUGUCUUUUGUUAUAUAUAUAUAUAUUUUUUAUAUUGUUAAAAAGAAUGUGUUGUUUGUUGACUUGUUUUAAUGUUAGGAGUUUGGAUUUUGGGAAAGUAGACUAGAGUGACUGAUGAUGAUGUGUGUCGUCAUCUCAUGUGUUGUAAAACGAUUGUUAUAUUUAAUUUUGAAGCUGUAUAGUUGGCUGAUUCCUCCCUUAACUAAACCUUUUCUUACUUAUUUAUUCUACAAAUACUUC
This is a messenger RNA of Lactuca saligna, 2643 nucleotides long. NCBI's taxonomy places the organism in Eukaryota, Viridiplantae, Streptophyta, Magnoliopsida, Asterales, Asteraceae. The record is from the annotation of a GenBank genome assembly.